Molecule: messenger RNA, 2442 nt
Organism: Dovyalis caffra
Lineage: Eukaryota; Viridiplantae; Streptophyta; Magnoliopsida; Malpighiales; Salicaceae
Source: the annotation of a GenBank genome assembly
AUGAAGGUGGUGGCUCUAAUAAGCGGCGGCAAGGAUAGCUGUUAUGCCAUGAUGAAGUGCAUCCAAUAUGGCCAUGAGAUUAUUGCAUUGGCAAAUUUGAUGCCUGCUGAUGAUUCAGUCGAUGAGUUAGAUAGCUUCAUGUAUCAAACUGUUGGACAUCAAAUAAUUGUCAGCUAUGCAGAAUGCAUGGGAUUGCCGUUAUUCAGAAGGCGAAUACAAGGAUCCACAAGGCAUCAAACACUUAACUACAAGACAACGGCAGGUGAUGAAGUUGAAGAUAUGUUCAUUUUGUUAAGUGAAGUCAAAAGACAGAUUCCCUCUAUCACAGCAGUAUCUUCUGGUGCUAUUGCAUCGGAUUAUCAGAGGUUACGAGUGGAAAGUGUUUGUUCGAGGUUAGGGCUUGUUUCUCUAGCAUAUUUGUGGAAACAAGAUCAGUCAUUGCUCCUUCAAGAAAUGAUAACAAAUGGGAUUUUGGCGAUCACUGUAAAGGUAGCAGCCAUUGGUUUAGACCCUGCAAAGCACUUGGGCAAAGAAAUAGCAUUUUUGAACGCCCAUCUGCAUAAGUUGAAAGACCUGUAUGGAAUAAAUGUAUGUGGUGAAGGAGGAGAAUAUGAAACACUGACACUCGACUGUCCACUUUUUGUAAAUGCCAGAAUUGUGCUCGAUGAAUUUCAAACUGUGCUACACUCUCCAGGCUCCAUAGCUUCAGUUGGGGUCAUUCAUCCUCUGGCAUUUCAUUUGGAAAAUAAGGAGACGGCCAUUUCAUUAAGUAAUAAUGACAAAGCCACUGAUUCCUCUCUGGAAAAAGGAUCCGUGUUUGUAGUGCAAGGUGAUCACCCACAAAGAAAUGAGACUUGCCAGUCUAAUGCUGAAAUGACUAAUUUAGCUGAAGUUAGAGAUGCUAGAAUUUACAUAUCUAGAACGAAGAAGGAUAAUGUAUUUUCCAUUUGUUGCUGGUUACAAGAUUCAUGCAAAAAUUCUGCAGGUUCACAUGAAGAUCUGGCAGUUGUUCUGAAGCACAUUGAAUCACAGCUUGCAGGAUAUGGUUUUGGUUGGGAGCAUGUCCUGUAUAUUCAUCUCUAUAUUGCUGAUAUGAAUGAGUUCGCUGCAGUAAAUGAGACAUAUGUGAGAUUUAUUACCCAGGAUAAGUGCCCUUUUGGUGUUCCAUCACGCAGUACAAUAGAACUGCCUUUGUUGCAAGCGAGUUUGGGGAGAGCAUAUGUUGAAGUUCUCAUGGCAAAUGAUAACAGCAAAAACGUGUUGCAUGUGCAAAGUAUUUCCUCUUGGGCUCCCAGUUGCAUCGGACCAUAUAGCCAGGCAACCUUGCAUAAGGAGAUACUACACAUGGCUGGACAGUUGGGGCUUGACCCACCCUCUAUGACUCUAUGCAAUGGAGGCCCCUCUGCUGAGUUGGAACAAGCGCUAGAAAACAGUGAAGCAGUGGCAAAUGUCUUUAACUGCUCGAUAUCUACAUCUGCUAUUGUUUUUACCAUUUACUGUUCAACAAGUACUCCACUGCCAGAAAGACUUCAGAUUCAGGAGAAGCAGGACUCCUUUCUGAAGCAAACAAGAUUGCUGCAAUUAGAUAAAGGAGUCAAGUGCAAAAUUCUCGAUCCAAUAUUUCUAUUUGUUCUUGUGCCCGAUUUGCCAAAAAGGGCAUUUGUAGAAGUUAAGCCCAUUCUUUUCGUUCCAGAGGAUGCAGAAACAGCAGUUACAAGUGUUCAAAACCCAUCCUCUUUUACAGUGGCUAAUUAUUGGGGAUUUCAGCAUGCACAAUGGCAUGAUUCUUGCAUUCAGAAAUGUGUUGUUAGUGGGAAGAUAUGUGCAAUUAUUUUGUCGAUUACAGAAAAUAUUGUUGUGAAGAUCUGUUCUGAGUCUCUAGGUAUCAAUGAUGAAGACGUGGAUCAUCAAAAUUCUGUCUCAAAGGGGCAUAUGGAAAGAGUAUCAAGUUUUUGUGUUUAUCUUCUUGAUAAAGUGAUCAUGGAUAAUGGAUUUUCUUGGGAAGACACAAUGAAUUUAAGGAUCUACUUCCCAACAAACAGUGGUAUUCCACUGGAGACAUUGUCACUCACAUUCAAAAAUGCUAUGAAUGAACUUGCUGAGAUGGACCAGAGGAUUCAACUUGGGAAAGAACCCAUAUUUAACAUCGUUCCAGUAUUAGGUGCUGGGAGCUCUGCUGCUGAACUCAUAUUUGCUCCCAGAUUUUACUCUAUAACUUCCUCUCUGGCUCGCGAGUCUCCUUUGCGGACCCAUUUGGAUAAGGGCUGGCUGGCUAACUUUGUGGGGGCUUCCAUGAAACAAAAGGUUGUGACUUUAGCGAGCCAUGGCCACAUGGGUGCGAGGGGACCAUCGACAUUAGUUUUGAGAGCAAAGCAUAUGGGACAAUACAACCUAACCUCAAAUUGUAAGGGACAAGAAAGUCUAACCCUAAAGAAUGCAUAA